Molecule: messenger RNA, 2477 nt
Organism: Seriola dumerili (greater amberjack)
Lineage: Eukaryota; Metazoa; Chordata; Actinopteri; Carangiformes; Carangidae
Product: TGF-beta receptor type-2-like
Exons: 7
Coding region: 157-1785 (542 amino acids)
Biological process (GO): heart development; transforming growth factor beta receptor signaling pathway; protein phosphorylation
Cellular component (GO): plasma membrane; signaling receptor complex
Molecular function (GO): metal ion binding; SMAD binding; transforming growth factor beta binding
Source: RefSeq, a predicted model, not a curated record
UGUUUACUUUGCUUCUUCUACCCGGAGCUGUGAACGCGUCCUUUAGGGGUGAAGCAACAGGCGGACCGAACUAAGUCCGCGACGUGUGGACAUUAACCCGUUGUCAAGGCUUCGGUUAAUUAAUGAGAGAAAGGGGAGUGUAUAGUCCGUUUCUAAAUGGAGCUACUUCGGUUUUUCGCUUUUUGGUGUGGAACGAUACUCUUUGGUAGUAUCCUGCUCGAGGAGACGGAGGCCAAUAUAAUGAAGGUAAAGAGGCUGUGCAAGUUCUGUGAUGUGCGGGCAACCAGCUGCACGGGUAAAGGGAGCUGUAAGGUGGAUUGUGAAAUCACGUCCAUCUGCCCCCACGAUGACGAUGUGUGUGUCAGUAUUUGGAGGAAGAAAGAUGACAAUGUCACCUUUGAUACAGUUUGCCACAACCCGGCUCAGAAGCUGCAUGGCCUUGUCUUGGAGGAUUACAACAACAGCAAGUGUGAGAUGAAGGAAAGGAAGGGCAUGGGCUCACAGUUCUUCAUCUGUUCUUGCAAUGUGGAAGAGUGCAAUGAGCAGGUCUAUUUUAACCCAAACAUGGAUUCCCAGGUGGUAGCAGUCAUCUUAGUGAGCCUGGUGCCUCUGCUGGUUAUGGCUGUUGUCGUCAUCAGUUUCUUCUACUGCUAUCGGGUCUACCGCCAGAGGCAAGCCAGCUCUAGACGCAAGAAGGGUCCUCCACUGGACUUCAGUGAUGCUCACGCCAUCAUGAUAGACGACGAAGGUUCAGACAGCAGCUCCACACUCGCCAACAAUCUCAACCACAACACAGAGCUGCUGCCCAUCGAACUGGAUGUUCAGGUUGGAAAAGGACGCUUUGCAGAAGUUUACAAGGCUAAACUGAAGCAGGGCUCCUCAGUCAGCGAGGAGCAAGGCUUUGAGACAGUGGCCAUUAAGAUUUUCCCAUACGAGGAGUACGCCUCUUGGAAAAAUGAGAAGGAAAUUUUCUCAGACGCAGACUUGAGACACGAGAAUGUGCUUCACUUCCUGACAGCAGAGGAACGGAAGGUGCAGAGACAAUACUGGCUUAUCACAGCCUACCAGCCGAGAGGGAAUCUUCAGGAGUACCUGACGCAUCAUAUUAUCAACUGGCACGACCUGUGGCUGCUGGGGAGUUCACUAGCCCGUGGAGUGGCUCACCUUCACAGUGACCACACCCCCUGUGGUCGCUACAAAGUGGCUAUCGCACACAGGGACAUUAAGAGCUCCAACAUACUAGUGAAAAGCGACCUGUCCUGCUGCCUGUGUGACUUUGGCCUCGCACUCCGGCUGGACAACAAUCUGUCUGUGGAUGAGCUGGCCAACAGUGGGCAGGUGGGUACAGCCCGAUACAUGGCCCCAGAGGUGCUGGAGUCCAGAAUCAACCUAGAAAACAUUGAGUCUUUCAAACAAGCCGAUGUUUACUCCAUGGCACUCGUACUGUGGGAGAUCAUCUCCAGGUGUAGUGCAAUUGGAGAGGUGAAAGAGUAUGAGCCACCCUUUGGGAACCUGAGGGAACACCCGUGUGUAGAGAGCAUGAAGGACAGUGUUCUCCGAGACAGAGGAAGACCUGAGAUCCCCAACAGCUGGAUCAACCACACAGGCAUCCAGAUGGUGUGCGCCUCCAUAGAGGACUGCUGGGACCAUGACCCGGAGGCCCGUCUGACAGCCCAGUGUGUUGCUGAGCGCUUCGACGACAUGGAGUACCUGGACAAGCUGUCAGAUCGCUCUGACUCAGAGGAGAAGAUCCCUGAAGAAAUCUUUGUUGUGGAUGAGAAGUAGAGCUCAACAGAAACACUGCCCCCACUGGGGCAGUUGAGGAAUUACAGCCAAGCAGGUGGGAGAGAAAGAACUUCCAGUGGACGCUGUGUUUGCUAUGGGUUCGUCCAAUGUGUGACGGAGGAGCAAACUGGAAAAUCGUGUAGAUGAAAGUGAACUGUUACCAGAAAUGGGCGUAUAUACACUAUACACAUCAGGACCAACAUAAAUACAAACACCAGUGACUGACUUGAUUUAUUUGCUUCAAAGACUCGAUCAAGUCAUAAACAGACAGGGAAAUCACAUUAUUAAGCUUUUUUAACCAAAUACUAUUUGCACUUUAUCAAUAUCUAUGCACACCAAAUGAUAUAAAUCUAUAUUCAGUUUUGUUUUGUUUUGACAAUACAUUUCAGGUAUAGGAAACAAAGGGACAGGCUAUAUUUAAAGGGAGUAAUGCAAAAAUAUUAAGACAUUUAAUAACACUAAUAAUGAAUAUUGGAUAUAUUGGACUGAAUGUUUUCCUUUGUGGCCUUGGAUAGAUGUCAAUGGGACUGGAUGACAGCAUGAUGGAAAUUAGCCAAAGCAAAGGAAUAGAAACCCAUCUAAGGCAGUUAUAUGCAGGGAAAGCCGAUAUCAAAUCUCAACUGUAAAAUAAAGACAGAAAAACCAGCCUGACAGGAAAUGGAAAUGGGGAACACAUUGGUGUGUGUGUGUGU